Molecule: messenger RNA, 2130 nt
Organism: Pungitius pungitius (ninespine stickleback)
Lineage: Eukaryota; Metazoa; Chordata; Actinopteri; Perciformes; Gasterosteidae
Product: cyclin-Y-like protein 1
Exons: 10
Coding region: 580-1614 (344 amino acids)
Biological process (GO): regulation of canonical Wnt signaling pathway; regulation of cyclin-dependent protein serine/threonine kinase activity
Cellular component (GO): plasma membrane
Molecular function (GO): cyclin-dependent protein serine/threonine kinase activator activity; protein kinase binding
Source: RefSeq, a predicted model, not a curated record
AAUGGCCUCUGAACUUCCUCGGCGGCUUAGACAUCCAAGACGUAUCGCCUAAACGCGACGAUAUGAGAGCUAACCUUCUCAAUCUAUCACCAACUCCGACCCUCGCGGCCUCUGCGCUGACUUAGUCACCUUCAGAGCUGCACGCACGUUCGCCUUCAGGCGCGACUCCCAACUGCCGCGGGGACGGAAUGAGCCAUGAGCAGCCAGGAACGGAUUGAGCAGCGGGAGCUAGCGUUAGCCGGCUAGAUAAGUUAACGUUACGUGCUGGCCGUCGCCAAACGUGUUCAGCCCGACGUCGUUCGCUGUCGCGGUGUUUUUAACGUCAGGAGCACAGGUGUGCUAUGCUGCGCACGCGCCCCGAAAAUGCCCGCUGCUCUGCGCAUUACCGGUACAGGUUACACGCGGGGCCUUAAUGUGCUCGACUGAAAUGUUCACGGUUUGAUCAUCCGAAACCAGAGUUCUAGGCGUCUGGAUUUGCUUUGGCACUAAUACGUUGCAAGACGCCCGCCCGUCGGUGAUCUGCCCCCCACCCCUCCCCGCAGAGUUGUAUGGCUUCAGUCGGACUGUUGUAGGUCGACGAUGGGAGGUUCGGUGUCUUGCUGCAUCUCUCCCGGCGAGAGUCCCAAGAUCCGCCGGAGACAGGUGGAGCUGGAGGAGUGUCCCAUCACCACCGCCGAGGACGUGAGCGAGGACACCGGGACCUACCUGCAGCACAUCAGCGACAGGGAGCUCCCUGACGAACUGGCCCAAGAGUCCAACCCGUCCGACCACCCCAGAGCCAGCACCCUGUUCCUCAACAAGUCGCAGACAGACGUUUCAGUGCGUGAGAAAAGGAAAAGUAACUACCUAAACCACCAGAUGUCCCCCGGGCUCCUGACAAAAAAGUUCAGUUCCUGCUCGACAAUAUUCCUGGACGACAGCACGGUCAGCCAGCCCAACCUCAAGAGCACCAUUAAGUGCGUCACAUUGGCCAUAUACUAUCACAUAAAGAACAGGGAUUCAAACCGCUCAGUGGACAUCUUCGACGAGAAGAAGCACCCUCUGUCGAGAGAGAAGGUUCCGGACGACUACUCCGUGGUAGACCCGGAGCACAAACUGAUCUACCGCUUCAUCCGGACGCUCUUCAGCUCCGCCCAGCUGACGGCCGAGUGUGCCAUCGUCACUCUGGUGUACCUGGAAAGGCUGCUGACGUAUGCUGAGAUGGACAUCUGUCCCUGCAACUGGAAGCGCAUCGUUCUCGGCGCCAUCCUGCUGGCCUCCAAGGUGUGGGACGACCAGGCGGUGUGGAACGUCGACUACUGCCAGAUCCUCAAAGAGAUGACCGUGGAGGACAUGAAUGAGAUGGAGCGUCACUUCCUGGAGCUGCUCCAGUUCAACAUCAACGUCCCGGGAAGCGUCUACGCCAAGUAUUACUUUGACCUGCGCUCGCUGGCCGACGACAACAACCUCAGUUUCCCUCUGGAGCCGCUGAGCAACAAGCGCGCCCAGAAGCUGGAGGCGAUCUCCAGGCUGUGCGAGGACAAGUACAAGGACCUGUGUAAGUCGACCAUGAGGAGGUCCGUCAGCGUGGACAACAUGGCCGGCAUCAAGAACUCGCAGGCCGUGCUGUCUUAAGUCCCACGAGCGGCGCCACAGGCUGGGACGCCACAUCAGAGAGCAUUCGUCUUGAGACGUUUCCAAAGUCUAGAUUACCAUUAAAUCAGUAACGCAAACGUUUACCGUGUAACAUCUCUAAAGUGCAAUGAAUCCGGUCUCUGUGUUUAUUUCAAAGAACUUAAGCUAUCUGCCUUUUUAACGCAUGAUCAUUUGGGGAAAUAUUUAGCAGAUGUGGAAGGAAUCAGCAUGAAAAUGCUUCCUGAAGUCACUCAAUCGGAGGACUUUUCCCCCCCCCGUUUUCUUUCUCAUCAGCCGGUCUCUUGGGGAGUGGCGUCUCCGGCUUUGGCCCCCGUCUCUCCACCGUCCCUCACCUUUUAUUCACACAACGACAGAGCGUCGUGAGCUACCCUGUGGUGUAGUUCUGCACAUGGACAAAGAGUAGACUUUGUUUUGCUUACUGUGUAGGCCCCUAUAGCUGUGAAAUGAAUAGACUUUAUUUAAUUCUAAUAAAUUUCAGUCGCUGUUUAAAGUUGA